This is a messenger RNA of Mobula hypostoma (lesser devil ray), 855 nucleotides long. RefSeq names its product electron transfer flavoprotein subunit beta lysine methyltransferase (gene etfbkmt). The record is from RefSeq and is a predicted model, not a curated record. Gene Ontology annotation, molecular function: protein methyltransferase activity. The coding region runs from base 126 to 845 and encodes 239 amino acids. The transcript is spliced from 3 exons. Lineage: Eukaryota; Metazoa; Chordata; Chondrichthyes; Myliobatiformes; Myliobatidae. Gene Ontology annotation, cellular component: mitochondrial matrix.
GUGUGCUUUCAGUAGGCAGUGGGGAGGACAAAUGCAGCUGGACCGGGAGACUGAGCAGUGCUGGGUUCCUCCCACUGAUAGUGUUCGAGGGUGUGCACGAGUAUUUUCCCCCUAGCCGUGCAGCUAUGCGCCUGUGCCGCCGUAUCCCUUACCUCGGACGAUGCCUGUCGCAGCAGUUCCGCACACCUUCCGCGGCGGAGCUGCGAGUGUUCAUCGUCCGCAAUACGGAGCCAGUGAUCGAGCACUUGAGCCCGGAGAUAACCCUGCGGCUUCUAACUCCGCGCUGCCCGUUCUGGAGCCAGGCAGCCCAUCUGUGGCCCUUCGGCGACCCCUACUGGGCCAUUUAUUGGCCGGGGGGCCAGGCGCUGUCCAGAUACAUUCUGGAUAACCCUGCAGUCACAAAGGCAAAGAAGGUUUUGGACCUGGGAAGCGGCUGUGGUGCCUCUGCCAUUGCAGCUGUUAUGAGCGGAGCGACUGAUGUUCUUGCCAAUGACAUUGACCCACUUGCAGCAGUCGCCAUAGGAAUAAACUGUGAACUUAACAAAAUAUCACCACUGCAAGUAGCUCCAGAAAACUUAAUUGGAAGGAUGGAAGAAAAAUGGGAUGUGAUUCUUUUGGGUGAUAUGUUUUAUGAUGAAGAACUUGCCACUGAUCUCCACAAAUGGCUGACAGAAUACAAGAGGAUUCAUGGAUCAGAAAUUAUGAUUGGGGAUCCUGGAAGAGCUGGGUUUACAAAAUAUGUUGGACAGAAUUGGCUGCAAAAGAUCACGGAGUAUGAACUUACUACAUUGACAAAAGAAGAGAAUUAUGGAUUGACUUCAAGCAGUGUCUGGAGAUUUUUAUAGGUACAAAAUU